AUGGCUGAUGCGUUGUCUGUGAUUCCAACAGCGGUUCUUCGUAACCUCUCCGAUAAGCUCUAUGAAAAGCGGAAAAAUGCGGCUCUUGAGGUGGAAGGGAUAGUGAAGCAAUUAGCGUUGGCAGGAGAUCAUGAUAAAAUCACUGCGGUGAUCAAUUUGUUGACCAAUGAGUUUACCUAUUCGGCGCAGGCAAAUCAUCGCAAAGGAGGGUUGAUAGGAUUGGCUGCAGCAACAGUAGGUUUGACGUCGGAAGCUGCACAGCACCUUGAGCAAAUUGUACCACCAGUCUUAUUUUCCUUUUCUGAUCAAGAUAGCAGAGUUCGUUAUUAUGCAUGUGAAGCACUGUAUAACAUAGCAAAGGUUGUGAGAGGAGAUUUUAUUGUGUUCUUCAAUCAGAUUUUUGAAGCUUUGUGUAAGCUUUCUGCUGAUUCAGAAUCCAAUGUACAAAGUGCUGCUCAUCUUUUAGAUAGACUUGUAAAGGAUAUUGUUACAGAGAGUGAUCAAUUCAGUAUUGAAGAAUUUAUACCACUGUUAAGAGAACGAAUGAAUGUCCUAAACCCUUAUGUGCGCCAAUUUCUGGUAGGAUGGAUUACUGUUCUAGACAGUGUUCCGGAUAUAGAUAUGCUUGGUUUUCUUCCUGAUUUUCUUGAUGGCUUAUUUAACAUGCUAAGUGAUUCCAGCCAUGAAAUAAGACAACAAGCUGAUUCAGCACUUUCAGAAUUUCUUCAAGAAAUAAAAAAUUCUCCAUCUGUAGAUUAUGGUCGCAUGGCUGAAAUACUGGUACAGAGGGCAGCUUCAAAGGAUGAAUUUACUAGGUUGACGGCUAUUACUUGGAUCAAUGAGUUUGUGAAACUUGGCGGGGAUCAACUAUUCCCUUAUUAUGCUGAUAUUCUUGGAGCCAUUCUACCCUGCAUAUCAGACAAGGAAGAGAAAAUAAGAGUUAUUGCUCGUGAAACGAAUGAAGAACUUCAUGGAAUUGAGGCUGAUCCAGAUGAAGGAUUUGAUGUAGGAGCAAUCCUCUCAGUAGCAAGGAGGCAUCUAUCUAGUGAAUGGGAGGCAACACGUAUUGAAGCAUUGAACUGGAUAUCAACCCUUUUAAAUAGGCAUCGAUUGGAGGUUCUGUCUUUUUUGAAUGACGUCUUUGAUACUCUUCUGAAGGCACUUUCAGAUCCUUCUGAUGAGGUAGUUCUUCUAGUACUUGAGGUGCAUGCAUGCAUAGCCAAAGACGACAAGCACUUUGUCCAGCUCCUUGUAUUUUUAGUUCAAAAUUUUCGAGUCGACAACUCUCUUCUGGAGAAACGUGGUGCUCUGAUAAUUCGCCGACUGUGUGUACUAUUAGAUGCUGAAACAGUUUACCGAAAGCUAUCUACAAUUCUUGAAGGAGAAUCUGAUUUGGAUUUUGCGUCUAUUAUGGUUCAGGCUUUGAACUUGAUUUUGCUCACUUCAUCUGAGUUGUCUGGCCUUCGUGACCUCCUCAAACAAUCCCUGUCUAAUGAUGCUGGGAAAAAAUUAUUUCUUGCUUUAUAUGCCUCAUGGUGCCAUUCUGCAAUGGCUAUAAUAAGCCUUUGCUUAUUAGCUCAGACUUACCAGCAUGCAAGUUCCGUCAUUCAAUCUAUGGUUGAGGAGGAUAUCAAUGUUAAGUUUUUAGUCCAGUUGGAUAAAUUGAUUCACCUUCUAGAGACUCCUACAUUUGCUUACCUUAGGCUACAGCUCCUCGAACCAGGAAGAUAUAUAUGGUUGUUGAAAGCCUUGUAUGGUCUCCUGAUGCUCCUUCCCCAGCAAAGUGUAGCCUUCAAGAUUCUUCGGACUCGAUUAAAAACUGUGCCUUCCUUCAGUGGUGAACAGUUCAAUCAAAUAUCGUCAGGAAACUCGUUUUUGGAUGCUAAUUACAUAGUUGGAGGUGGUGACCUAAAUGAAGCUUCAAGGAGUAUUCACAAUGGAAUAAACUUUGCUUCGAGCCUGCAGAAGUUUGAGCACAUUCAGCAACAGCACCGUAGGCAUUCGAAGAUGCAGGCACAGUAUCGCAACAGUUCUACUUCAUCCACAAAGGAUGUACAAAGACUAGAAUCAAAGGGGUCUUUGACCGUGCCAGACAUGAAUAGGCCUCCUUCAAGAUCGUUGCGCAGAGGUCCUGGCCAGUUGCAACUUUAA
Fraxinus pennsylvanica is the source of this 2151-nucleotide messenger RNA. NCBI's taxonomy places the organism in Eukaryota, Viridiplantae, Streptophyta, Magnoliopsida, Lamiales, Oleaceae. The record is from the annotation of a GenBank genome assembly.